Rhopilema esculentum is the source of this 678-nucleotide messenger RNA. Its product is annotated as NPC intracellular cholesterol transporter 2. Gene Ontology annotation, biological process: intracellular cholesterol transport. NCBI's taxonomy places the organism in Eukaryota, Metazoa, Cnidaria, Scyphozoa, Rhizostomeae, Rhizostomatidae. The record is from RefSeq and is a predicted model, not a curated record. Gene Ontology annotation, molecular function: sterol binding.
AUAAAUAACAGUCAUCGUCCCAUGUGUGUUCUCGCUUCCUGUUCUGUUGUUGGACUUGCACCAAAUCGCAAAAAUGUUGUCACUGAAAUUUAUAUCAGCAGCAGUUUUCCUUUCUGGGCUCGCAUCAUGCAUGGAAAUCAAAUUCAAGGACUGUGGCAGUACUAGUGCCAAAGCGACCCAUGUAUACAUCGAUCCCUGCACUGCUACUCCAUGCACCUUGCACAAGGGCAAAAACAGUACCAUUUCAGUUGCCUUCAACCCAACUGGGACGGUCACCAAAGUAAAGGCCAUUGUCCACGGUGUGAUUGCUGGCAUACCUGUGCCCUUUCCCAUCACAGGCGAUGAUGGUUGUCAAAACUCGGGCCUCACGUGCCCCUUGAAAGGUGGCGUCGAAGUAAAAUAUUCAAAAGCCAUCCCUGUCUUAUCCCAGUAUCCUUCAUUAAAGCUUCUUGUCAAAUGGGAACUACAAGACCAGGAUAGCAAAGAUUUGGUAUGUGUUGAGAUGGCAGUGCAAAUAAAAUAAGCAAAGGAUGUCUUCUUCUCAUUAAAAUGUGACUUCAAGAACUGAGAUAAAACCUGAAUGUGUCAAUUGUAAUUUAACUAAUUUAAUUUGAUUUUAUGAUAUAAAUGUUGUAUGUUAUUGAAUUUUUGCCUAAAAGAAGGUGCGUAUAUUUUUAA